AUGGGUAAUUUGAAUAUUGGACCAAAAGAAAUUACAGGUUCAAUAAGAAAUGAUAAUGGUCAUAUUCAAACAUUUGAUGAUCCACGUCGUUUUAUUACAACAUAUCAAAUGAAUCAUUUUGAUAUGAAUCCUAAAGGACGUGAUCGUGAAGGUUAUGUUGCUGGUGGUAUACAAAAACCACGAUCAAGUGGUUUUUCUGAAGAUACAAAAAUAUCAAAUCCAUUAGAUAAUUUUCGUGACGAACGUAUUACACAUUAUCAUCUUGAUCCAUAUCAAGUCAGAAGUUUACGAGCACGUGAUCCAUUUUUUGAUGAUACAACACAUGAUAAUAAAGAGAUAUUUUCUAUAUUAAAACAACUUUCUUAUCUGAAGUUUCCAUGUGAAUUACCAUCAAUGAUCGAAUAA
This is a messenger RNA of Rotaria sp. Silwood1, 405 nucleotides long. NCBI's taxonomy places the organism in Eukaryota, Metazoa, Rotifera, Eurotatoria, Philodinida, Philodinidae. The record is from the annotation of a GenBank genome assembly.